CACGCCGCCUGCGCAGCCGGUCCACGCCCAAUUUUCCGCCUGCGAAGUUCUCGUCCGUUCGCCUGUGACCAGCCCUCUGCCCUGUCCUCCGCCGCCGUCCCAGAGCAUCAAGAUCGCCUCCUCCUCGCCGUCCCGCUUCGCCUCGCACCAACAGCUCCAAAGCACUCCUGCUGUGGAAACAGUCCAGUCGAACAGCGCAAAUAUGUCUCGACGACGAGCCACAGGCAAAUCCGUCGGCACGCCGCCGUCCAUUGAAGAGUCGCCCGCCGCUUCCUCCUCGUCGCAGCGACGAUCGAGUGUUCGCCUUCGCGGCCGAAGAUCGCAGAAGGUCCAAGCCUCGGGCGAACUGUCCGAAUCCUCGCCCAGCCAUGUCUCCGAGACAUCGCAGUCCGAGUACGAUGACGGCAAUGACGAUGCCAACAACAACGACAACGACGACAACGACGAGAACAACAACGACAAUGCCAGCGAUGCCGACUGCUUUAUUGUCGACGAAGCCGGCCCGAGCUCCCGCUGGUCAACGCCGGCGAGCUCGAUGCCGUCGACUCCUGCGAGCUCCAAGGCUUCGACGUCCAAGCGAGCAUCCGCUUCUGCCAAAAGAUCAGCCACAAAAGCCAAGCCGGCUGCUCGGCGGGCCUCAAGCCGCUCGACGUAUGCCUCGGACGAUGAUGACGAGGACGAAGAGGAAGAGGAGGAAGAUAGCGAGGUCGAGGAGCGCCCCAGCAAGGCCCGCAAGUCAUCCCGGUCAUCCAAGAAGGCAAAGGAGCCCAAGGUCGAUUAUCGUGAAUAUCACCCGGAGCUCGAUGCCGUCUGGAGUGAGCUGAAGGAGGCUCCCGUCUUCAAGUGCACUGUGGAGCAGCCCAGUGACGUGAGCGUCAAGCUGCUGCCAUUCCAGCUCGAAGGCUUGGCCUGGCUGCAAGAGCAAGAAGAGUCCCGGUUCCACGGAGGGAUCCUGGCCGACGAAAUGGGCAUGGGCAAAACCAUCCAAAUGAUCUCGCUGCUGGUCACCAAGCGACAUGUGAAGCCCAACUUGAUUGUCGUCCCAACCGUCGCUCUCCACCAGUGGAGGUCUGAGCUUGCGGAGCGCACAUCGGCCAAUUUGAGUGUCAAGCUGUACCAUGGAGUCGCUCGGACGGAGACGGCCGAAGACCUGGCCAAGUUCGAUGUUGUUCUUUCUACCUACUCGAUCUUGGAAGGCGCCUUUCGACGCCAGAACUCGGGCGUCAAGAAAAACGGGCUGCUGACCAAGACGCCGUCGCCGAUCCACCGAGUCAACUGGGCGCGGGUGAUCCUCGACGAAGCGCACAACAUCAAGGACCGCACCUGUUCAACAGCCCGCAGUGUCUUUGCCUUAACUUGCGAGCGUCGCUGGAGCUUGAGUGGUACUCCUCUGCAAAACCGAGUCGGAGAGCUCUACUCGCUGAUCCGCUUUUUGCAGACCGACCCUUUCAGUUUUUACAUCUGCAAGAAGUGCCCGUGUAAGCUCAAAUCAUGGACAUUCAAGGGCAAUAUCGAAUGUGCCGAAUGCGGCCACACAGCGUACAGCCACUUUUGUUGGUGGAACUCGGAGAUCCUGAAGCCAAUCCAGCGCUUUGGCGCACUUGGCGAUGGCGCCACAGCGUUUGAGAAGCUGCGUCUUCUACUCGACCGUAUCAUGCUCCGGCGAACAAAGCUGGAGCGAGCAAGUGACCUCGGACUGCCUCCGCGGGUGGUCGUUGUUCGCAGAGAUCUAUUCAAUGUCGCUGAGGAAGAGCUGUAUGAGAGUCUCUACACGGACUCGAAGCGUACCUUCAAUACCUAUGCCGAAGGCGGCACAGUGCUCAACAACUACGCGAGCAUUUUCUCGCUGCUCAGCAGAAUGAGGCUUGCUGUCAACCAUCCAGAUCUCGUCACCAAGCGCCUUGAGCGCGACCAGAAAAUCGGCGCUCUGAAAGACACACUGGUGUGCGGUAUCUGCCAGGAGCCUGCCGAGGACCCGAUUGCCAGCAAGUGCAAGCAUAUAUUUUGUCGUGAGGACGUCCGACAGUACAUCAUCAGCACACCAGAGGACCAAGUUCCGGCAUGUCCUGUCUGCUUCAAGUCGCUGACAAUCGAUCUGUCGCAAGACGAGGUUUUGCCGAACCAGAGCGCCGGAGACGCCCUCUACAGGACCAGCAUCGUCAACCAAAUCGACUUUACCAAAUGGAGGAGCAGCACCAAGAUCGAAGCCUUGAUCGAGGAACUCUCGGAGCUGCAGCGAGAGGGCGACUACACUUCAAAGUCGCUGGUCUUUUCGCAGUUCACUGCCUUCCUCGACUUGAUCCAGUGGCGACUCUCGCGGGCGGGCUUCAAUGUGGUCAAGCUCGAUGGACGCAUGUCGCCCGACCAGCGCAGCGCUGUCAUCAACAAGUUCAUGACAGAUCCAAACGUGACCGUCUUCCUGGUCUCGCUCAAGGCUGGCGGCGUGGCCCUGAAUCUUACCGAGGCCUCGCGGGUCUAUGUGAUGGACCCCUGGUGGAAUCCCGCUGCUGAGGACCAAGCAUUCGAUCGCAUCCACCGUCUGGGUCAGUACCGACCGAUCAAGAUCACACGCAUGAUCAUCGAGAACUCGAUCGAGUCCCGAAUCCUGCAGCUCCAAGAGAAGAAGAAGGCGCUGUUUGCCUCGACCGUCGGCAAGGAUAUGGAUGCCCUCAGCAAGCUGUCCGAGGAAGAUCUGCGGUUCCUGUUUGUCCUCUGAGAAGCUGCCGCCACAUGGGUUCUGUUGGCAAUCGAGCGGGGUUUGGCUGGUUAGGGGAGCCCAAGCUUGAAUACAUGUGGUCAGCCUACUGCGGCGGUGA
Polychytrium aggregatum is the source of this 2816-nucleotide messenger RNA. RefSeq names its product SNF2 family N-terminal domain-containing protein. The coding region runs from base 203 to 2716 and encodes 837 amino acids. NCBI's taxonomy places the organism in Eukaryota, Fungi, Chytridiomycota, Chytridiomycetes, Polychytriales. The transcript is spliced from 17 exons. Gene Ontology annotation, molecular function: ATP binding; metal ion binding; ATP-dependent chromatin remodeler activity. The record is from RefSeq and is a predicted model, not a curated record.